Molecule: messenger RNA, 1447 nt
Organism: Octopus bimaculoides (California two-spot octopus)
Lineage: Eukaryota; Metazoa; Mollusca; Cephalopoda; Octopoda; Octopodidae
Product: 3-ketoacyl-CoA thiolase, mitochondrial
Biological process (GO): fatty acid beta-oxidation
Cellular component (GO): mitochondrion
Molecular function (GO): acetyl-CoA C-acetyltransferase activity
Source: RefSeq, a predicted model, not a curated record
AACUCAUUCAAAGGAUAAAGUUCAUUAAGGGGGAGAUAACUCUCAUUUCUUGGUCUUAAUUUUGUUUACACGUUAGUAGAGCACUUGACAGCAAUCGCACAAAACUACUUUUCGCGUAAGCUUCAGCUAAACCCGUUCAUCAUGGUCAUUGCCCGGACUGUAAAAGAUGUCUUCAUUAUUGCUGCCAAGAGAACAGCUUUUGGUACUUUUGGAGGUAAGCUGAAAAUGAAGUCUCCAACUGACCUGGCUGAAGUUGCUGCCAAAGCAGCUUUAGCAUCGGCUAACGUGAAACCUGAAAUGAUUAAUUCUGUCAUAAUUGGAAAUGUUAUCCAGAGUGCCGCCGACUCCAUUUACAUUGCCCGUCACGUUGGGCUGCGUGUUGGUGUCCCUAUUCCUGUUCCUUCAUACACAGUGAACAGGUUGUGUGGUUCAGGUUUUCAAGCUAUUGUGAAUGCCAGUCAGGAAAUUAUGUUGGGAGACAGUGACAUUGUCCUAUGUGGUGGUGCAGACAACAUGAGUCUGACACCUUACUCUGUACGGAAUAUCAGGUUUGGAACAACAUUAGGUAUUGACCUAAAGAUGGAAGACACUUUGAUGGCUGGUUUGACUGACCUUCAUGUCAAGCUACCAAUGGCAAUUACUGCAGAGAACUUAGCUGUGAAAUAUGGUAUCAGCCGUGAGGAGGUUGAUGAAAUUGCUCUAAGGUCACAGACUAGAUGGAGAGCUGCACAAGAUGGUGGACAUUUCAAGGCAGAAAUUGCUCCUUUAACUGUAAAAGGCAAAAAAGGUGCCGAAACUUUUGAAGUUGAUGAACAUCCAAGACCUACUACCAAAGAAUCUUUGGCCAAAUUAGCACCUGUUUUUAAGAAAAAUGGUGUUGUUACUGCAGGAAAUGCUUCAGGAAUUUGUGAUGGUGCCAGUUGUUUGAUUUUGGCCAGUGAGAAAGCUGUAAAGAAGCACAACCUUACCCCAUUGGCUCGAGUAGUCUCCUAUGGUAUUGCUGGUUGUGAUCCAUCAAUAAUGGGUAUAGGUCCAGCUCCUGCUGCACAAGCUGCACUGAAAGUUGCUGGGAAAAAUAUGCAAGAUAUGGACCUUAUAGAAGUUAACGAAGCUUUUGGAGCUCAAUAUUUAGCUGUGGAAAAAGAACUUGGACUUGACCCUGCCAAGACAAACACAAAUGGUGGUGCUAUUGCUCUUGGACAUCCACUGGCUGCUUCUGGAGCUAGAAUAACUGGACAUCUUGUCCAUGAAAUUAAACGUACAGGUGGAAAACUGGCCCUUGGUUCAGCAUGCAUUGGUGGAGGACAAGGUAUUGCUGUUAUUACAGAGAAUCUGUAAUAAGUCGUUGUUUUUAGAAUUUCUAAUGAGACCAUCCAUACUUUCUAACAAUGUUUUUUACUUGACAUAUGUACAUAUUACUUGAAUAAAGUGAUAGUUUUUUACAUUG